GUCGCGCCCGCUGCCAGCGUGCCCGGCGGGAGCCCCCGUGCCCAGCAGCACCUGCCGGCCGGCCCGGCUGCGCGGCGCGGGGCGGGGCUGGGCUGCGCGGCUCGGGGCGGAGGACGAUGCCCGGCACGGAGCAGCGCUGGGGGGCCAUGCGCGGCUGCAAGGCGCUCGCCAGCCUGCUGUGGCUGGGGCUGCUGGGGCCGGGGGCGCCGUGGCGCCGCGCCGAGGCGGGCUGCGCCCAGGCGGGGAGGUGCUGCGCGGGCAGGGACCCCGCCUGCGUGGCCGCGGGCUGGCGGCUGGACGGCGCCUACGGCACCUGCUUCUGCGACGAAGCCUGCCGGCGCGCCGGGGACUGCUGCCACGACCACCCCCGGGCGUGCCCAGCUCUUCCUUGCGUUGUGGGGGAGUGGAGUCACUGGAGUGGUUGCGGAGAGCAGUGUAAACCUAAUUUUCGAAUGCGUAGGCGCUAUGUGCAACAAGAACCUAAAAACGGUGGGGAACCUUGUCCUCCACUAGAGGAGAAGGCUGGCUGCCUGGAAUACGUGACUUAUGAAGGACAGAACUGCGGACAUGAUCACGUUCCUGCUUUCAUAACAACCUUUGAAUACAGUAAGGAGAGAAAAAGACGAGCAGCAUCUCCUCUAUGGUCUUCAGACACAGAAGAAUCCAGCUAUUGUGUGGAAUUUAAAACUGAGUCACUCUCUCACCACUGUACUCUGGAGAAUCGUCCUUAUGCUCGGUGGAUGCAAUAUAUAAGAGAAGGGUACACAGUAUGUGUAGCUUGCCAACCUCCAGCUAUGCAAAGUGGCAAUCAUCGUUGUUCUGGAGAUGGCCUUAAUGCUGAUGGGAAUAAAGUUCUCCACUGGCAAGCAGUUGGCAAUCCGCAGUGCCAAGGAACAUGGAAGAAAGUGCGGCAAGUGGAGGAGUGUUCCUGUCCUGGUGUGCAUAGUUUUAUUUUUACAUAAAAAAUAAUUUUAUAAUAAAGAACAUUUGUGAAUGUUAAAAACCAAUGUAACACUCUGAAACCAAAAAUUAAAAACUACACUUUUCUGCUGUAUUUGCUGAACUUGGAACAAGAAAGACUUUGGGAGAUAUUCCGAUUUGUGCCUUGACCCUCGUUCGUAUAUAGGAAUUAACAUGAAAUUUUCUACUUCUGAAUGUAUUAGCUUCCAUUUCUCUCUUUUGUAAUUAAAGACUGAAUUCUUCCAA
This is a messenger RNA of Alligator mississippiensis (American alligator), 1206 nucleotides long. It is a transcript of the gene SBSPON, whose product is annotated as somatomedin B and thrombospondin type 1 domain containing. The transcript is spliced from 5 exons. The coding region runs from base 117 to 962 and encodes 281 amino acids. The record is from RefSeq and is a predicted model, not a curated record. NCBI's taxonomy places the organism in Eukaryota, Metazoa, Chordata, Crocodylia, Alligatoridae.